AGAAAAAAAACAUUUGGCCAAGAAAUUGGUGUUCCAGUUCCUUCUUUUCGUUCACAGCCCUGAAUUUGCCAUGGGAAAAGAGAGGUUGCCCCAAAUAUGAAUUCGUUGUCUUCAAUCGCCCAACAAUGUAACGGACGUUUGCCCCUCAAUCAAAGUUUGCCCCUCAAUCAAAGUUGGCCACGAAUCCAAACAUAAAUCUCCAAUAAUCCAAACCACCCAGGCGCGUAUCCAAACAUAAAUAUCCAAUAAUCCAAACCGUGCUUUAGCUUUAAUGCUUUCUCUUUGUUUUUUUUUUUUUUUUUUCUCUGUUCACUUCUCUGGGAGGUUGAGAUUCUUGCUUUCUCUUACACUUUACCAAGCGCAAAUUGUGUGUUUUGAUUCAAUAAAACCAGCAUUUCGCACUUAUCAAGAGAAAAUGGAGAAGGCAAUCACCAGAAAUUGCUGCAACAAUCAACUCUGGUUGGUCAUUCUUGUCUCCUUUGUUUUCUGCUUUGUAUUGUUUUGCUUUGAUUAUUCAGCCCUAAAUGGAACCCAAGAAAGGGUUGCUAUUUUAGUCAGUAAUUAUGAAAAUUCAAUCUCCACCCACAAAUCCAAAUCCCUCCAGGUCCCUGAAAAUCUCAAUGAAACCUCUAUUACACCCUUGAAAACUGAUUAUGUUAAGGAUUCUUGUUUGGGUCGAUACAUUUAUAUUCAUCAUCUUCCUAGCAGAUUCAACGAGGAAUUGCUCGAGAAUUGUGAGUCAAUCACCAGAGGGACUGAGCAUAAUAUGUGUCCUUACUUGGUUAAUUAUGCUUUGGGUCAUGACGUAGAAAAUUCUCAAGGAAUUUUGUUAAACAAGAGUUGGUACUCCACCAAUCAAUUCUUGUUAGAAGUUAUUUUCCACUACAGAAUAAAGAAAUACAACUGCUUGACGAAUGAUUCUUCCCUUGCCUCAGCUAUUUAUGUUCCAUUUUAUGCGGGUCUUGAUGUUAGCAGAUAUCUUUGGGGUGUUAAAACAUCAGUGAGAGAUCAAUCUGCUUCUGAUCUAGUCAAGUGGCUUGUUGAAAAGCCUGAGUGGAAGAAAAUGUUGGGUAGGGACCAUUUCUUGGUCGCAGGGAGGAUUGCUUGGGAUUUUAGAAGGAAAACUAAUAAUGAAUCUGAUUGGGGUAGCAAACUUAGGUUCUUGCCAGAAUCUAAUAACAUGUCAAUGUUGGCAAUUGAGUCUAGUUCUUGGAACAAUGAUUAUGCUAUACCAUAUCCAACUUGUUUUCAUCCCUCAAAAGACAGUGAAGUGUUUCAAUGGCAAGAUAGGAUGAGAAGACAAAAAAGGCCAUACUUGUUUUCUUUUGCUGGCGCUCCAAGGCCUGAUCUUCAAGAGUCUGUUCGAGGAAAGAUUAUUGAAGAAUGCCUAGCUUCAAAGAAUUUGUGCAAGUUGUUAGAGUGUGAUUAUGGUGUUAAUGGUGCUAUUAAUUGUGAUAAUCCAGUGAAUGUGAUGAGGCUGUUUCAGAAUUCAGUUUAUUGCUUGCAGCCUAGAGGGGAUUCAUACACUAGGCGAUCCAUAUUCGAUUCAAUUUUGGCAGGGUGCAUUCCAGUUUUCUUUCAUCCAGGUACUGCCUAUGCACAAUAUAAGUGGCAUUUACCAAAGAAUUAUAGUAAAUAUUCUGUAUAUAUACCUGUGAGAGAUGUUAAAGAUUGGAAAGCUGGCAUAAACGAGACAUUACUUGGAAUACCACAGGAUAGAGUAUUGGCCCUGAGAGAGGAGGUUAUAAAGCUGAUUCCAAGGAUUAUAUAUGCAGACCCCAGGUCUAAAAUGGAAACCUCUGAAGAUGCAUUUGAUUUAGCAGUUAAGGGAAUUCUUGAGAGAAUAGAGAGAGUUAGGGGGAAAAUUAGGGAGGGAAAGGAUCCUAGCAUUGGUUUUGCAGAAGGGGAUGAUUCCAAGUAUACUUUUUCUGGGUAUGUAGGAGAAACUUGAACAGAAUUUAAUUCAUUAUUGCAUUAGGAUUUUAUCAGUGAAUGUUCUUCCAGCAAUUAUUAGUAAACAAGUGAUGUAAUCAUAUAUACAAGGGCAAAUAUCCAUAAUAUAGUUCUUUCCUCUUGCUUGUGAUUAA
Molecule: messenger RNA, 2087 nt
Organism: Hevea brasiliensis (rubber tree)
Lineage: Eukaryota; Viridiplantae; Streptophyta; Magnoliopsida; Malpighiales; Euphorbiaceae
Product: probable xyloglucan galactosyltransferase GT14
Exons: 1
Coding region: 272-1951 (559 amino acids)
Molecular function (GO): glycosyltransferase activity
Source: RefSeq, a predicted model, not a curated record